Molecule: messenger RNA, 867 nt
Organism: Oldenlandia corymbosa var. corymbosa
Lineage: Eukaryota; Viridiplantae; Streptophyta; Magnoliopsida; Gentianales; Rubiaceae
Source: the annotation of a GenBank genome assembly
CAAGGAAUCACAACUACAUUGAUCGAUCGAAAAUGAAAUCUGCAUUCUUCCUACUUUUUCUCGUUGUCCUUUCCGUUUCCAACUCUCCCUUUUCUUCUGCAGCAGAAGCACCGAACCCGGUGCUUGAUGCUAAAGGGAAAAUAGUCCGAUCCGGUGCACGGUAUUACAUAUGUCCGGUGUACCCGAGUACCGGCGGCCUCACACUAGAGAGCCUAGACAACAAACCAUGCCCUCUUGACAUUGUGCAAGAGGAUCAGGUCCCUGGACUUCCUGUGUCAUUUUAUCCUAUUAAUCUCAAAAAAGGCGUGGUUCGCGUUUCUACAGAUCUCAACGUGGAAUUCCCGACUGCUUGUAAGACUAAAUGUCCAAAUUCGAAUUGGUGGACGUUUGAUGUUUGCCCUGCGACUAAAAACUAUUUCCUCUCAACUGGUGGGCAGCUGGGAAAUCCCGGACCAAAUACCAUCAGAAACUGGUUUAAGAUUGAACCAUACGGCCCGGGGCUGUACAAGUUUCUUUACUGUCCCACAUUUAGCAAAGUGGAUUGCAAAUAUGUUGGUAUUGUCGUCCAAAAUGGAAAGAGACGUUUGGCUCUGAGCGAUGUUCCAAUGAAGUUUGUGUUGAAGCAAGCUUAAAUGAUGAUUUGAAUUCCUCAUGCAUGAUCGAUCAUCAUGUUUUGCUUUUGUUUGUGCUUUACAAAUAAGACAAGUACGUAUAUUGUCAUGUUUGGGUAGCUACUUUUGGUUACGAAUAAUUAAUAUUUUCAAGUUGUAAUUUCAAAAUUGAGUGAAAUAAGGGACUAACGCAUUCCCUAGAGUCUUAUAAUGAUCAGUGGAAUAAACAUAUGAAUAAAUGAAUUUUUACUUUUAC